UCGGUGAUUGAUCGUCUUCGCAGUUUUGGCGUAUCCAACGGCGAGACUUACGGAGAAUACAUUCGUCGCUAUAAGGCUCUGGCCAUGACCGUCAUGGUUUCCCACCACGCGUUCAAGCCUUCGGAUGCGCAAGUGCAGAUAGCUGUUCGAGACUCCAUGUUGAAGCAGUUUCCGGUAGUGUCUGGGCAGGUGUACAAGGAUGAGCAGCUCUCCAUGGAAGCCCCUUUUUGGCGACAUGCUUCGGGUCUGGAUGAUAUGUGGGAUGUGUUGGACAAGCGUGCGUUCGCGCACACGCCGGCGGUGCAUGGAGAUGAUUCUUUUCGGUAUCUUCCACAAAUGCUAGGAGUUCGUCUGCUGUUUCGCGUGCUGUAGCUCGGCGUUGCGUUGGACGGUGACCCCUUCGUAGAACCAAGGUUCUUCGGCCGCCGUGAUGAGUGUUGACCCUCUACCUAAUGAU
Ectocarpus sp. CCAP 1310/34 is the source of this 457-nucleotide messenger RNA. Lineage: Eukaryota; Phaeophyceae; Ectocarpales; Ectocarpaceae. The record is from the annotation of a GenBank genome assembly.